GCCGCGUGGGUUCGCCUCCCGGGGACUCCGCGCGAGUGUUGCUGCGGCCGUCGUAAUGACCAAAAUCAAGUCCGACCCGGACGGGCCAGAGGCGUCGGCGGAGGCGUGCGCCGGCGGGGAGCGCACUUACUACGAGCUGCUGGUCAACCUGAACCCCAUCGCGCAGCCCCUGGCCUCCCGCCGCCUCACGCGGAAGCUCUACAAGUGUAUCAAGAAAGCCGUGAAACAGAAGCAGAUUCGGCGUGGUGUGAAAGAGGUUCAGAAGUUUCUCAACAAAGGUGAAAAAGGGAUCAUGGUUUUGGCAGGAGACACACUGCCCGUUGAGGUGUACUGCCACCUCCCUGUUAUGUGUGAGGACCGGAACUUGCCCUAUGUCUACAUCCCCUCUAAAACGGACCUGGGAGCAGCAGCCGGCUCCAAGCGCCCGACCUGUGUCAUAAUGGUCAAGCCCCACGAGGACUAUCAGCAGGCCUAUGAUGAGUGCCUUGAAGAAGUCCAGGCCCUGCCCCAGCCGCUGUGAAGGACGCUGGCAGCUACUUGGCGCCUGUUCUGGAAGCAGGGAGCCAACUGGCUACCCACACGCUCAGCAUCUCUUCGGUUGCCUGAGGCAUGCACUCUUCCCAGGCUGCUAUUUCAUGAGGAUGGAGCCAGCGGCUUCUCAAUCAGCACUGUCUCCUGGUGUGCUCACAGGAAGACAGUUCCAAGACUCUGGUGUGGGGGAAGUAAAUGCUCAGACUGAAAUGACAUGUGA
Molecule: messenger RNA, 751 nt
Organism: Echinops telfairi (small Madagascar hedgehog)
Lineage: Eukaryota; Metazoa; Chordata; Mammalia; Afrosoricida; Tenrecidae
Gene: NHP2
Product: NHP2 ribonucleoprotein
Exons: 4
Coding region: 56-520 (154 amino acids)
Biological process (GO): rRNA pseudouridine synthesis; snRNA pseudouridine synthesis
Cellular component (GO): nucleolus; box H/ACA snoRNP complex
Molecular function (GO): box H/ACA snoRNA binding
Source: RefSeq, a predicted model, not a curated record